Molecule: messenger RNA, 1176 nt
Organism: Venustampulla echinocandica
Lineage: Eukaryota; Fungi; Ascomycota; Leotiomycetes; Helotiales; Pleuroascaceae
Exons: 1
Coding region: 1-1176 (391 amino acids)
Biological process (GO): maturation of SSU-rRNA from tricistronic rRNA transcript (SSU-rRNA, 5.8S rRNA, LSU-rRNA)
Cellular component (GO): nucleolus
Source: RefSeq, a predicted model, not a curated record
AUGUCGACCAAACGGAAACUCCCCCAGAAGAUCGCCCAGCCAAAGCUCAACCAGAGCGCAAAGGUCGCAGGCAAUGGUACCUUGGACGAGUCAAAGACCGUGGUUUCUGGUGGCGGGAAUGCGAAUGGUCUCAAGGCACGCGUGAAUGGUGCAAAGGAUGUAGUCGAAAUCUCCAGCGAUUCGAAUAAUGAGGAGGAGGGGGAAGGGGAGGAUUCGGAGGCCGAGGGGGAUGAUGUCGCCAUGGAAGAUGCAGAUGCGGAUGCUUCAAUACCCCAGGAAACCGGAGACAGCGGCGAACCAAGUCUAGGUGAUCUUGUCCGAGCAAACGCGGAGGAGCCGAUCGACGUCGUGGGCGCAUUUGAAGAACCUUCAUCUCGCAGCCUCUACCCCCAGAGCAAGCAAAUACAGCCGCCGUCUGGCGCGUCGCUUGGUACAGUGCUCACGCAGGCCCUCCGGACGAACGAUGUCGCGUGGCUGGAAUCCUGCCUUCAUACCGCCGAUGUCAGCAGCAUCCGAGCGACAAUCCAACGUCUCGACUCCCCCCUCGCCGGCACAUUACUUCAAAAACUUGCCGAGCGCUUGCAUAGAAGGCCUGGGAGAGCGGGGACUUUGAUGGUGUGGGUGCAAUGGACGCUGGUGACGCACGGCGGGUAUCUGGCGACGCAGCCAGACUUAAUCAAGAAGCUAUCCGAGCUGAAUAGGGUUAUCGACGAGCGAGCGAAGGGUCUGCAAAAUCUACUGUCACUUAAGGGCAAGCUGGAUAUGCUGGAGGCGCAGAUAGAGCUGCGCAAGAACAUGCAGAAUCAACGCCUACGGAUGGAUGAGGAUGAGGAGGAUACGGGCAUUAUCUAUGUCGAGGGACAGGAGAGCGACGACGAGGCGCUGAACGCCAAGGCUACUCGGAAUGGGAAUCUCGAAGAUCUCGAGGAUGACAGCGAGGUGUCAGAUGAUAUGCCGAUGACCAACGGGGUGAUUGCAGACUCCGAGGAUGAGGAAGAGGAAAGCUCUCAGGACGAUAUGAUAGACGACGAAGCCGAGGAGACGGACGAUGACACUGGCGAUGAGGAUGAAGUCGACCACGACGAUGACGAUUUAGAGGACGAGAGCGAGGACGGCGAUGCGCCUCCCCCCACGAAGCUGCAGCGAUUGAGCGGCGCGGUGUCGAAGAAAAGAUAA